GUAUUUAGUGCCAAAGACAGCCUGAAAAAGGGGGCAGUUAAAAAUGGCUUUCCAAAGGUUUGUGUGCUGUUUCUUUGUGAUGAUCAUUGUCUUAUGCAAAGACUGUCAUUCACAGCAGCCUACAUGUGUUAAAAAGGCUGUAAAAAACAUUAUGAUCGCUGUACGUCAAGCUACAACCCCAGGAAUUUCGCCCUGGCUGGCAUUUAUAACUGUUUUUAAGCAGUUUAAGUGUGGAGGGUCCCUCAUCAGUGACCAGUGGGUGCUGACAGCUGCUCAGUGCAUAUCACCUCAAGAGAUCGGUGACACAGCUGUGUUUCUGGGCGUCCAGAAUCUGACAGGUGCAUUUCCACCUGUAGUGGGUCUAAGAGUUGAUAAAAUCAUCUGCCAUCCUGACUACAGAAAUUUGACCCUCAAAAACAACAUUUGUCUGCUGAAGCUGUCCACUCCUGUGAAUUUCACAGACUACAUUCAGCCAAUCUGCUUAGCUGCAGAAAACAGCACUUUCUAUGCUGGGACUAACACCUGGCUCACUGGCUUUGGUAUAACGAGUAAGUUCAAAGGUAACCUCACGUUCCCCAACAUCCUGCAGGAGGCAAAUGUGCCAGUAGUGGGAAACAAUGAGUGCCAGUGUUACUAUGAAGACUUGACGUUCUCCAGUAUUACAGAGAACAUGAUCUGCACUGGACUCCAAGCUGGAGGGACGAGCUCAUGUUAUGGAGAUGGAGGGGGAGCGCUCAUGAUCGAAACAGGUUCAGUCUGGAUCCAAAUUGGAAUUGUGAGUUUCAGUGUCGGCUGCGCCCGACCUCUGAGACCCGAAGUCUACACUCGUGUGUCCCAGUACCAGAAAUGGAUCAGUGACACCAUCACCGACACAGAACCAGGCUUUGUCUCCUUCACCUCUACAGGCACUGACAGCGACUUGAGCUUUAAUUGUUCAGCAUUUGUACCACCUGCCCCUGCCCCUGUCCCUACCACUGCCCCUGUCCCUGUUCCUAACAUUGAUGUGUGUGACAGUGUGUUUUGCAGUGGUGAAAAUUUGAUCCACUUCACUCCCUUCACCUCACUCUGUGUUCUCAUUGCAUUGCUCCAUAUGUUUAUUGGAAGCACUAAAAUGUAACUCAACCCAUGUACUCAAGUACUUUGCGUAAGUACAAACUUACAUACUUUAAAUCAGAACUCUUCCUUUAUGGCAAACAAUUAAACAAGGAAUAUUAUAUAUCUU
Molecule: messenger RNA, 1222 nt
Organism: Oreochromis aureus
Lineage: Eukaryota; Metazoa; Chordata; Actinopteri; Cichliformes; Cichlidae
Product: serine protease 27-like
Exons: 6
Coding region: 44-1117 (357 amino acids)
Biological process (GO): proteolysis
Molecular function (GO): serine-type endopeptidase activity
Source: RefSeq, a predicted model, not a curated record